AUGCGUUGUCGUGUGCACCUGGUCCUUCACUAAUCACAUUAAUUAGUCUGCCAUAUUUCCUAUUUUCCCCAAAGUUAUGGAGAAUUUGCCCAUUAUUUCUCUACUGCUGCUCCUCCUCACCAUUCUCCUCUUCUCCGCGAUCGGCCGUUCCAAAUCCAAACGCCGUUCCAAGCUCCCGCCGGGACCGCCGCCGCUCCCUCUCAUCGGAAACUUCCACCAGAUCGCCGGAAAACCCUUCCACCAAUACUUCCGGCGCCUCUCCAAGACCUACGGCUCCCUAGUCCACGUCAAGCUCGGCUCCCGCUCCGUCAUCGUCGCCAAUUCCUCCAAAAUGGCAGAACAAAUCCUUAAAUCCCAAGACCUCAACUUCUGCAGCCGUCCGCCAUUGCUGGCGCUGCACAAGCUCUCCUACGGCGGCUUCGACAUGGCCUUCGCCCCCUACGGACCCUACUGGCGGGAGAUGCGGAAGCUCUCUCUUCUCCAUUUGCUCAGCUCCGCGAGAGUCAAAUCCUUCCGCCCGAUUCGGGAGGACGAAGUCGCGACACUCAUCGGGAAAAUCUCCGGCAAGGCUUCCCGGUCGGAGACCGUCAAUUUGAGCGAUGAAAUCGUGUUUCUGACGAGCACGAUUAUUUCCAGAAUCGCGUUUGGGAAGAGAUUCGAGCACGGCAGCGGGGAGAGCCGGGCGUUCGACCGGAAUAUUCUCGAGUUUCAGACGGCGCUGUCCGGGUUCUACUGGACCGAUUACUUCCCCCGGCUCGCCUGGCUCGACCGCCUCACCGGAAAAACCGAUCAUCUCGACCGGGUUUUUAGGUCCUGGGACUCGUUCUACCAGAACCUCAUCGACGAACACUCCGCCACCGACCGGCCGGAGACGAUGCACCGUGACGUACUCGACAUUCUGCUGCAGCUUAGGGACGACGAAUCUCGACUGUUCGAUAUCUCUCUCGAUCAGAUCAAAGCGAUUCUCAUGGAUGUUUUCUUUGCUUCAACGGACACAGUGGCGACGACGCUAGUGUGGGCGAUGACGGCGCUGGUGAAGAACCCCGCCGCCAUGGCGGCGGCGCAGGAGGAAAUCCGGUCGGUCGCCGGAAAGAGGAAGAAAAUGGUGGAAGAAGAGGACAUUGCGGCGGCGAGCCUGCCGUACUUCAACGCCGUGCUAAAGGAAAGCCUGCGGAUGUACUUUCCGAUACCUCUCCUCCUCGGGCGAGAAGCCAUUAGGGGCUGCGCCGUCGGCGGGUUCGAAAUUCCGGCGGCGGCGCUGGUGUACGUGAACGGGUGGGCGCUGAGCCGGGAUCCGGAAGUGUGGGAGAAUCCCGAGGAGUUCCGGCCGGAGAGAUUCAUGGAAGGUGAAGAGAAGCUGUGGGUAGGGCAGGAUUUAGGGUUUAUUCCGUUCGGGGCAGGGCGGAGGGGUUGCCCGGGAAUUACGAUGGCGGUGGCGACGCUGGAGACGGUGCUGGCGAAUCUGCUGUACGCUUUCGAUUGGAAGGUUCCAGAAGGGAUGAAGGUGGACACAGAGGCGCUGACAGGGAUUACCUUGCACAAGAAAUAUCCGCUCUGUCUUGUCGCCAACAAUUUCAUCUGAAUUUGUGUUAUUGUUGUCUGUGUGUGUGCCAGUACUGUUCUGUUGUCUGCUGCCAUACAUAUUUUGUUGAUCUUAAAGAAAUCUGAUAUAAGACGAAUCCAAGACUAUUGAUCUAAA
Messenger RNA from Andrographis paniculata, 1699 nucleotides. Its product is annotated as 6,7,8-trihydroxycoumarin synthase-like. Gene Ontology annotation, molecular function: heme binding; iron ion binding; monooxygenase activity. The coding region runs from base 77 to 1582 and encodes 501 amino acids. The transcript has 2 exons. The record is from RefSeq and is a predicted model, not a curated record. Lineage: Eukaryota; Viridiplantae; Streptophyta; Magnoliopsida; Lamiales; Acanthaceae.